Malassezia restricta is the source of this 639-nucleotide messenger RNA. Its product is annotated as peptidyl-prolyl cis-trans isomerase-like 4. Gene Ontology annotation, molecular function: RNA binding. Bases 1 to 639 code for a protein of 212 amino acids. NCBI's taxonomy places the organism in Eukaryota, Fungi, Basidiomycota, Malasseziomycetes, Malasseziales, Malasseziaceae. The record is from RefSeq and is a predicted model, not a curated record. Gene Ontology annotation, cellular component: nucleus. The transcript is spliced from 2 exons.
AUGACCGGCUCCGACGGGCGUGGCAGUCGCGCCGAGCGCGUUGAGACGCACGACGCGGCACGCGAGCAGGGUCAGGACGCAGGCAGCGAUGCGCGUACUGCCGAGGGAACGAAGCAGGCACGCGAUAAGGCCGACGGUGCGGACGCCGAUGACCCGACACGCGAGCGUGCGCAGGACGACGAGAAGGAGGCCAUCGAACGCCGCCGAAACGCGGAAGCCGCCGCCUUGACGCUUGAAAUCGUCGGGGACUUGCCGUAUGCCGACAUCAAGCCGCCCGAGAACGUGCUCUUUGUGUGCAAGCUCAAUCCCGUGACGCGCAGCGAGGAUCUGGAGCUCAUUUUUUCGCGCUUUGGCGAGAUUCGCAGCUGCGACGUGAUACGCGACAAAAAGACGGGCGACAGUCUGCAGUAUGCGUUUAUCGAGUUUGAGCACCGCGCGUCGGCAGAGCAGGCCUACACCAAGAUGCAGAACGUGCUCAUCGACGACCGACGCAUCUGGGUCGACUUUUCGCAGAGCGUGUCGCGACUGCAGCAUGUGUGGCGGAAGCGCCGAGCCGCGGCCCUGCAUCGAUCGCGCCCUGAUCGAUCGAGGGACGCGCGUCCUCGGCGACGGUCUGCUUCCCCUCCACCUCGUAGGUAA